AACGAUGGAUAUUGCGAUAUGCGCGACAAACAAGAUGGAAAGAACAAACGCCCAUACAAACCAAGAACGCGAACUGGCUGUAUCACAUGUAGGAGUGAGUCUUCCUUUCCAGCAAUCUGAAAUAGUACGGGUGAAGUGCGACGAAGCGCGACCAAGCUGCCAGAAGUGUUUGUCGACCGGUCGAAAGUGCGAUGGAUAUGUCGCCCCUCAACCAUCGUCUCCGAAUCACAAUCGAGAGUUGAGUCUGAACGUUUACAAACCCGGAGAGGAAUCUAGUGCAAUUGAUUUCUUCCUCCGAGUCUCUAUACCACAAUUUGCGGGAAACUCACCUUCUGAAUUCUGGAAUCGACAUGUUUUGCAAUUGGCCCAGCAAGACGUUGGCACGCGUCACGCUUUGGUCGCUCUUGCUCAUCUUCACCGGGACUUCACAACUCCUCAAAACCAGUUACAGCACAAUCAGUCAGCUUUGUAUCAUUACGAUACAGCGAUCCGCCAUCACAUCAAGUCGCUUUCCGGAGAAACGCAAGAUACAUUGAACUCCAGUUCUGCAAUGUCGACUGCGAUUGUUUUCAUAUGCAUCGAAAUCAUGCAAGGUCAUCUUGCAUCUGCCGUCUCACUGUUACAACGCUCUGUCGCUAUGUUACCGAGUUCCACAGACCAGUACACUUCGCUGUACGAAGACCUCAUAUCUCGCCUUCGGAUCCACGCCCAGCGUGUAAGUUUUCUCUGCUAUCUGUUCCAACUUGGUAUAUUGAUGAAGAUUGAAGCUNNAGUGGACAAGGACAUGUUCGGAUCGAGUCUCUCUGACCACGCUUCAAAAGAAGUCAUUGCGCAAUAUCAAGCACCAGACGACUGGCGCGACUCUUGCAGAGAUCUACUGCGAGACUGUGCAGCGAUCUUUGGAGAGUUGCCACUAGAAGAAAGGCUCAAGCGACUUUGCAUCAUGUCUGGAGUCCCGCAAACCACACAGGACACUUCUUCGAUCUCGCGCGAGACUGCUGCAUACAAUGUCUUACACAUGCGGAGACUUCUGGAAACCACCAAUAUACUUGUUGAGGAAGCCGUCGGCAUAAGUGAAGACCAACAAGCCGCCGUAAACGACUCGUUCCUUCCUCUUUACCGCGCAAUCGUCUCCUUGGCAAAGAGCAAUUUAGGUCUGUCGAGUUCAGACGCGCAACCACUCGCUCCUUCCUUUGCUCUCGACAUGGGUGUAAUUGGUCCUCUCUACGAAGUUGCCCGCCAUUGCCGAGAUCCAAGUCUCCGCAGAGAUAUCGUGCACACUUUACGAAUGUCGAAUCGACAGGAAGGUCUGCUGAACAGUACCACGUACGCAAAGAUUGUGGAGACCAUCAUAGAUAUCGAGGAGACCGGUCUGACGGAUGUCAAGUCGAGUCAAGAUAUCCCUCUAGGCUCACGCAUAUCACAGCACUGCCUUUCUUUCGAUCUUCAGCGCUUGAAGCAUACCAUAUCCUACAAGCCGCUCGUCGGAAAAUCCACUGGAUUUCUUCAUCGAGAGAUUUCUCUGUCA
Molecule: messenger RNA, 1528 nt
Organism: Aureobasidium vineae
Lineage: Eukaryota; Fungi; Ascomycota; Dothideomycetes; Dothideales; Saccotheciaceae
Source: the annotation of a GenBank genome assembly